AACGUGGGAGAGGCGGGCCUGGCUGCGGUUAGCUGGUGCGGAGCUCGACACCUGCCUCCUCCCGCGCCUCAGGCGUUCAUUCAUCCCCCAAAGUGGACGUGCGGGCCUGGGAACCUGUUGGACGCCUGUGCGCACAGGCGCAGUCCGCCGAGAAGGAAUCUCUAUUGGAAGCGAAAAGUCUGAUAUUCGCGGUUUUAUAAAAACCCACUGAGAGCCAGAAGAGGGGCUGGAAAAUGGUCUCCCUUAUACACACUCCUGUUCUUAGGACUCAAAAGGGCUGCGUUGUUAUUCACAAUGACAGCUCCCGGCGAGGCCGUCCGGACACUUGAGACGAACCUGCCGAGGGGAAGAGAUGAGGAGGCGCUCAGUGGAGGAGCCAAGGGAAGACCGCGUCUCUAGAAGGGAGAGGCCCGCUGCGUUGAGUGCUACUGAAAGGCCAAGUAAAAGGACAGAAAUGUGUCAGGUGGAAGCCGUUGGUGGCCUUAGCAAGAGCUGUUUAGGUGGACAGAUGGAAGCCAGACUAAAGAGAGAUGUUUAAAGUCUGAGAAUGAUUAGUGGGGAUGAAAUCUGAAGAACACAGAAGGGUGGGACAAUACUGGACCCUUGAUUCAGCUACUGAAUUGGAAAACCCUAGGCUAGUCAUUCUUUCUCCAAACAUGUCUCAUGACAGAAUGGAAGACUUUACUGAAACUAAACCUUUGGACAUUGGACCUAUGUAUUUCUUUGAUCAGAUGAAACCAAAAAGGAGAAAAUGGGAAAAGAAAGACUGUCUCCCCCAUUUGAAACACACGUCAGAAGAUAAGCUUAGUCUUCCAGAGAGUAUUCACCCUAAAGAACUAGACAAGAAAGCAAGGCAACCUAUAGAAGCUGCACUAAAGAAGAAAUAUGCAUUUCAAUCAUUUGCCAUCUCACCAACUCCUGUUGUUUCCAAGAUUCCUAUUGACAUUAAAUUCUCCAAAAUACGCAGGCAAAAGAGUCCAUUUGAAGAAUUCAAACAAACUGCUGCUGAAUUACUGUGUGAACUUGGGGAGACAUUGCAGACAUAUGCUAAGAAUAAUAUUGCUUUCCCUGUAGGAAUUGUAAAUCUUGUGAAUUACAGUUGGCUUGAUCUCAUUGAAGGAACUUAUAAAUAUGCAACCAAAAAGUCACUGUCAAAGAAACAAAAUGUCUUGCAAAGCAAUUCCAGUUCCAUGAUGGUUGACAAAAUCAACUAUCCAAGAAUAGAAUGUCAUAAGGAAAAUUAUCUGAUGAAAGCAAAAAAAGACCGCCACCAUUUUGUACCAAUUGAAAAAACAUGUAAGUAGAAAUUACUAGUUAAAUUUAUAAAUAAGAAUAAAAGUAGCAAGUGAGAUAGUGACAGAACAUUAUAUUUGGUUAUAUUAAAGUGGUAAUUUGGUUUGUGCUAAUCAUUUUAAUAGUUCAUGAAUGUCAGCAGUAAGGCACAAAUUUUCUCUUAAAUAUUUUUUAUUGA
Messenger RNA from Pipistrellus kuhlii (Kuhl's pipistrelle), 1471 nucleotides. RefSeq lists its product as uncharacterized. The transcript has 5 exons. NCBI's taxonomy places the organism in Eukaryota, Metazoa, Chordata, Mammalia, Chiroptera, Vespertilionidae. The record is from RefSeq and is a predicted model, not a curated record. The coding region runs from base 561 to 1304 and encodes 247 amino acids.